This is a messenger RNA of Phytophthora infestans T30-4, 1020 nucleotides long. RefSeq lists its product as uncharacterized. The record is from RefSeq and is a predicted model, not a curated record. The coding region runs from base 1 to 645 and encodes 214 amino acids. The transcript is spliced from 2 exons. Gene Ontology annotation, cellular component: cytosol. Lineage: Eukaryota; Oomycota; Peronosporomycetes; Peronosporales; Peronosporaceae.
AUGCUCAGGCGCGUGGCUGCUCGCUCGCCGCUGCAUGCGUCUAAACUAAAGCUCCUGCACACGAGUGCGGCUGCGACUCCUGAUGAUCAAGACGGCAUCCGAUACCUGGUGAUUGACGGCUAUGUUAAGACGGGCCGAGACGUGCUGGAGGCUGGUGGUGCCACCACCGCUGGCCAGUUGUACGCCAACAUGCUUGUCAAGGCCACAAAGCGCAGCGUCGAUCGCUCCGCAUCGUACGACCUUAUCUAUCCCGCCGAUCCGGGCUUUGUUGCACCAGAUUUGUCAAAGUACCAUGGUGUGGGCUGGUCGGGGUCUUCUCUUGCUGUACACGAACGUGAUGACCCAUCCGUCGUGCAGAUGAUGCGCCUUGCCCGACAGAGCUUCGCUCACGGCGUGCCGCAGUUCGGUAGCUGCUUUGGACUGCAACUUGCUGUGGCGACUGCUGGUGGUGUCGUGCGGAAGAACAAAUGGGGCAAGGAAUUGGGUGUGGCACGCAAGAUCCGUCUUAAUGCUGCAGGUCGUGCACAUCCAAUGUACGAGGGUAAGCCGUGCGUGUUUGACGCUUUCAGCAGCCACAAAGACGAAGUCCGACUCAUUCAGCCUGGAGGUCUUCAACUCGCGUCAAACUCGUUCACUUCGGUGUAGAGUGUGUGUCUUCGAUAUUUACAGGGCGAGUUCUGGGGACUACAGUAUCACCCGGAGUAUGACCUCCAUGAGAUGGCACGGUUACUACAUUGCCGUCGUAAGAUGAAUUCUAAACUGGGUUUCUUCACGGAUCUAGAGGAUGCUGACCGCUUCGUCGACCUGAUGGAAGAACUGGCAGCGGAUCCGACGCGCAAAGACCUCGCGUGGCAGAUUGGGUAUGAUAAGGACGUGCUGGAUGAAGACCUACGCACGUGUGAGGUGAAGAACUUCGUCAAGCAUCUGGUGCUGCCGUAUUACAUGCAAUGGCAACAACAAUCAAGAGACAAGGAGGGCAACAUAGUUCGAGAUGUUCCAUGUCAGCAGGAAGUGGCAUAA